AUGAUAGAGUUGUACUUAAAUGACGAAGUCAAAAAUAAAAGUAAACUGUUCGAACUUAGAGAAGUGCUCGAGGAAGCAGCUCUUCCUAAACUUAGUAGAGUACUCAUUAGUGACGAUGUUGAUGAAUGUCUCACGCACGCAAAGCAAGUCAUCAUUCUAGAUGUUAUCCCAAGAAAAGGUCCUAGUUUUUCAGACAACAUGAAACAAGAUGAGUGGGAACCAAGAAAUGAGUGGUUAAUACGACGCUUUUUAUAUUUUGACAAACUUGGACAAAAAAUGAAAGAAAAAUGUCCGAAAUCUGUCAGAGUCCUAUUAGCUGGAAACAUAGUAGCAGACACAUUUCUCAUGGAAAUGACCACGCCUAUAUGUUUUGACGUGACAACACUUCACAAAAGAACGAAAGGGAAGAUACCGCCAGAACAAAUAGUUGGUCUAGUAAAGCCACUUGAAUUGAAAGUAAAAGCUGCUGUGGCUAGACACCUGAAAGUCCACACAUAUGAUCUCACUGAUGUCGUAAUUUGGGGGAACUUGGGGAGUUCAGUAUUUUUAGAUUUAUCUCGUUCUUGUGUAUCUUGCAGAAGACACUUUGAUGCGAGUGUCGUCGGCGGAAGCCACAUUCGGCUUCCAACCUUGAGUGUAGCUGAGAACCCACAGUGGUUACACAAAGAACUGCUGAAUGAACUACAGAAAGAAAACAGUACUAGAAAAUCUGAGUAUAUAGGACUACUCUACGAAAAUGCUAUGGCUGAGUGCUUAAAAGAAUGCUGGAACAGUAACCAAAGCCAACCUAACCAAAUUACUUCACUUGUUAUGAUAUCAAAAGGCUGGUAUGGCGUACCAGAAGGGACCGCAUUUUCGUUCCCUGUUAUGUGCGGCUCCUAUGGAUAUUGGUGGAUUGUGGAAGAUAUGCCUCUUACGCCCGAAGUUGAAACUCAGUUGAAAACAUCCAUUCGAAGUGUCCUCGAAGAUUGGGCAGUUGUUGAUCCCUUACCAUUGGAAGACUUUUUAAAAAAAGAACGAAAACCCAAAUAUAACUAUAAUGAAUAUCAGGCACAAAAUAAUGAAGAGAAUUAA
This is a messenger RNA of Schistosoma margrebowiei, 1074 nucleotides long. NCBI's taxonomy places the organism in Eukaryota, Metazoa, Platyhelminthes, Trematoda, Strigeidida, Schistosomatidae. The record is from the annotation of a GenBank genome assembly.